AUGGCGAUGCCUACCACAGACGCCAACAUGGGCGAAACAAAUAAAAUUGGUAAGCACCACCGCCAAAGUGCCAGCAACAGCGAGGAACAGGUUGCAGAAGAUUUGGAGGGUCACAGAGAGACGAGCACCGACACAGAUUUCGAUUACAGCGACGACGCGAUGUCUACCACGGACGCCAACAUGGGCGGCACAAAUGAGGUUGGUAAAGUAGAACCUGAGGGAGACAUCAGCAGAGAUGAAAGCAGCACCACCGCCGAAGUGCCGAAAGCUGGUUUGGAAGAUUUCAAAGAUAUCAACGACAGUACCACGACAACAGAAAGCCCUUUACUGGUAGAGAAACUAUCUGAAUCCAACAUCGCGGACGAGGACGACAUUCUGGAUCUUGAUGAGGAAAAUGAUGCGAUCGCAACGGGCAACAUCAGAAUGGGUGACAAAAUAUUGGAUGCUCCGUCAGUGGAACACAAAGGAGAAUCUACCGAGCCAGCUAGCCCGAAUGGAAGCAUUGAGGAAAAUAGCAACGAGGCCUCAAAUGCUCAAUCCUCAAGCGACGGUUCGCACGGCCGAUCGUGUCGAGGCAUUUGGGGAACACCAAAGGUCGGUGCUAGGCCACCAGAUAUGGAACUACUAUACCAUGUUUUUGAGAGUCGAAUACAAAAGCAACUUGGGAUAGGCCCUAUACCAGAAAGUCAACUCAGAGAAAAUUUAUUUCCACUUGGAAUCGGGUUUGA
Cylindrotheca closterium is the source of this 728-nucleotide messenger RNA. NCBI's taxonomy places the organism in Eukaryota, Bacillariophyta, Bacillariophyceae, Bacillariales, Bacillariaceae. The record is from the annotation of a GenBank genome assembly.